UGGAUGUUCGACCCGGAAACACUUCCCCGUGCAGCGUUGUGAUGGCAAAACUACACUAGCUACUGUUCGGGUUAUAAAAACAAUAAAAUAUGUUUCUGUUACUUGUUUAAUAAUGGAGUGUCUAUGCAAUAGUCAAAUAAAUUCAAGAAUAGCUAGCCAGCGUUACGAAAGUUGCGCUUAAUAAACUAACGUUAAUGGUAACGUUACAUUAGAAGCUUCUCGUUAGCUAUGUUAGCAUUCAGCUAACUGGCUAAACUAACAAGCAUAAGCGGUAAAACUCUUCUUGGGUCAGAGGUCAUUUCAAAAUGGACGUCAGCAUUGCCGUGUCGCUGAUUCGAGGCCAGAUGGGUGCCGUGGUGGAGCGAGCAGUGAACGUAGCGGUGGAGACGGUGCUGGCUGAGAUGCUCAAAGUGGUCGGAGUCAAGUUUGAGGAGCUGAAGGCCCAGUUGGCGCUGAUGAAGAGGGACGUCACGGCGUUGCAGAGGGAAAAGGCCCUGAAAGAGAAAGAGAACGACAACAUUCGGGCCAAGCUGCGCUACACCGAGCUGAAGCUGAAGUACUACAGGCAGGGAGUGGAGGAGGAGCUGCAGCAGAGGGCCUCUGCCUCCGCUCUGGUCCGCAUCCACCCGUCCACCUUCCAGCAAGCACAGAGAGGCAGUGCGGGUGUUUCCUCCACUGAGACCUCGCCAUCGUGUUCAACUCAGACCAGGACCUCUGAGGCACUGCUGGUGAGAAGCAAACAAGAAUGCACCUCUCCACAGAGCACGAGCAGGCAUGCGAUCAGAGUGCGCUGUCACUUGGAUGCAGGGGGCGCCGGCUCCGACCCGGCGGAUUUGUUGCUGCCUAUCUCAAUCUCUGUGAACACACCAACAGAAUCUGUGGACAGCAGUACAGUUUUGUUCUGUCCCACAGAAGCCACAGCUCAGAGCAAGGAUGACGACCAGCAGGGCGACUGUGAGUGGGCCGUCACUCUGCAGCCGCAUGCAGAAGGCACGGACGCCGUCCCGACCCCUCCAGCGUUCGAGGUCUUGACUCUGGAUCCGGGGGAGCAGCAGCCAGUCGCCUGCUCGUUGACCCCUGAUGUUUCCCCUCAGGCCGAUAGCUCCACUCUGCCCUCUUCUGCUCCACAGGUGAAGCAGGAGAUGGAGGAGGUGAUCUGUAUCAAGGAGGAGCCAGAGGACGAGCAGGAGGUGAUGGCCACCCUGCUCAUGGACUGCCAGGUGCAGCAGGGUCAUCUCCCAGAGUCUGAGGCUCAAGGUUCAGUCACAGAGUGGUCAGGACUCACAGAAAGCCAGAGGAAUCACACUACAGCCUUCAGCUCAGCUGGACCGAGCACCUAUGUUAUGCCUCAGUCGGCAGGCUCCCUGCUGUCGAUGGUGGCCUUGCCAUCCGGCAUCGCAGCUCGCCAGGCGGUGCGGCCCUGGACUAAGGACCUCAGCCUUUAUGAAGAAUAUAAGCUGCGCAGGAACGAGCUCCGCCGGCGGAACCUCAGCAGACGCAGAGAGCUGGAGAAGACGUUGCCUCAGCCUCUGCUGGCAGAUCUGGUGCGAGAGCGUCGAGAGAAGACCAGACUAAGGGUGGCCAGAUGGAGGGCAAAAAGAAAACUGCAGGCCUGUCUAAACCAGUCACAGGUCCUAGGUGGCGCUGCAGGUCUUUCUCAAGCUGGCUUUCCCAUCAGCAGCCAGCAUCAUCAGCUCCUCGUGCCUUGUGAACUGGCCUGUUGUGUUUCAGCUGCCACCUCCAGUAGUCAGCAGAGACAGAGCUCAGCGUCACCUCAGUCCAGCACCUUCCUCAACAACAUGUCAGCAGCAAACAGCACCUCUGCCACUCUCCCCUUCAUCCCCUCCUCCUCCUCCUCCUCCUCCUCCUCCUCUCUGCUCCCGAGAGGCCCCAGCUUGGCCCCACAUCAGCACACUGUGACAUCAUCGUCCUCUUCCUACCCUCAGGUCAGCCUAUCACAACAGAGUAUCUCUCUGACAGACGCAGAUAUCUUGCAGUGAGAUGGCCAGGUGGAGCUCAGUUAAUCAAACACAUCAUCCUUCUGCAGAUAGUUAGCUUACCCAAUGUUCAACUUCCAUUCACAACGCAAUAAAAGCAGAGACUGUGCACUAAAGACAGCAUAGCAGCAGUACUUCAGUUCCUGGUAGAUGUACAAGCACCGUAUCCUGACCCACACGUACAGACAAAAUAAUCAGAGCCAAUAUAGCUCACCUUGUCUUUGCUGUUAUACACGUAACAUUCAGUAUCAGUCGACCAAGACAGGGGUACCCAACCUGGGGGCCGCUAAGCUUCACAGGGUGUCACAAGGCCUUCUUGAUUUUAAGGGGUGUAAGAAAACUUAUAAAAUAUACACAGUAGGCCUAUAUCUGAGCAUUUCGUUUCCUCUGUGAAGAAAAGUAAAUGUAAGUAAAUAGUAAGACUGGACCAGCACCAGGGACGAGAAAACACUAAAUUUAUUAAGUAAGAUUAAAAAAUACAUAAUGCAGAGAAACGUAAUAUGUAUAACGUAAUUGUAUGAACAGAAAAUAAUCGGCUCAGAAUUCAUCUAAUCACUCGUUUUAUACAAACUUCUUGCAGUUACUGAGCUCACUGUUUUGGUUCAUUGUACAGUUUUGAAUGUAAUGUGAAAUAUCUAUAAAGUAUAUCAGUCAGUCAGUUUACUCCAUGAUAAAAAGGGAACCAGUGGACCAAGACAGCCACCGUAAACUCAUAGAAACGCAUUCACAUAAAAACAACAUUCAGAAUCUUAAAGAAACUCAUUUUGCUGUACACAGGAAACCUCAAUUAUUGAAUUCUGUUUUUUAUAGUUUAAUGUUUAUAAGUGUAUAUACGUAGAAAGCUUGAAAAGUAAAUCCACUCUAUCUCUCCUGUACAUGUUUACAUAUUUUAAAGUGAAACUGUUAUUCCAUUUGAUUGAAUUCUGUUUUGCGACCGUAUUUAAAUAUUGGACAGAAUGGGUUUUCCAGUGUGUGUUUGAUUCUAAUUAUUACACUUUGUUGUGGAGUCGAUAUAUGUACAAAGAAGCUUGUCCCUGAUGAGGACACAAAGAAAUAACCUGAGAAACUGUGUUUGACAGACACUGACUGGCAGAGUAGUUCACUGGAAACAUGUACAGGUACAGCUCAAAAAAUUUGAAUAUUGUGAAAAAGUUCAAUAUUUUUUGUCAAUCAUUCGUCUGUGCAUAGUGGCUCUUUAAUGCGCUGACUCCAGCCUCAGUCCACUCCUUGUGAAGCUCCCCCAAGUUCUUGAAUGGAUUUUGCCUGACAAUCCUCUCAAGUAUGCGGUUAUCCCUGUUGCACCUUUUCCUAACACACUUUUUCCUUCCACUUAACUUUCUAUGAAUAUGCCUGGAUACAGCACUCUGUGAACAGCCAGCUUCUUUAGCAAUGACCUUUUGUGGCUUUCCCUCCUUAUGGAGGGUGUCAAUGACUGUCUUCUGGACAUCUGUCAAGUCAGCAGUCUUCCCCAUGAUUGUGUAGCCUACUGACCCAGACUGAGAGACCAUAAAGGCUCAGGAAACCUUUGCAGGUGUUUUGAGUUAAUUAGCUGAUUAGGGUGUGACACCAUGACUUUGCAAUAUUGAACAUUUUCACAAUAUUCAAAUUUUCUGAGACUCUGAGUUUUGGGUUUUCAUUAUCUGUAAGCCAUAAUUAUCAAAAUUACAAGAAAUACAGGCUUGAAAUAUUUCACCCUAUGUGUAAUGAAUCUAUAUAAUAUAUGAGUUUCACUUUCUGAAGUGAAAAUAUUGAACUUUUUCACGAUAUUCUAAUUUUUUUAGCUGUACCUGUAAAGCCAUUUAACAAGAACAGUUCUUUCGUUUGGUACUCUGGCCAGCUCACAGGAUACACAGAUUGAGUCUCCAUGUAAUGUAAUGAGAAGCCUGAUGGCUUGUUCAGGUCUAAUAAAUGCAGGUGAAAUACA
Dicentrarchus labrax (European seabass) is the source of this 3921-nucleotide messenger RNA. RefSeq lists its product as uncharacterized. The record is from RefSeq and is a predicted model, not a curated record. NCBI's taxonomy places the organism in Eukaryota, Metazoa, Chordata, Actinopteri, Moronidae. The transcript has 10 exons. The coding region runs from base 306 to 2000 and encodes 564 amino acids.